Nymphaea colorata (pocket water lily) is the source of this 1389-nucleotide messenger RNA. Its product is annotated as malate dehydrogenase. NCBI's taxonomy places the organism in Eukaryota, Viridiplantae, Streptophyta, Magnoliopsida, Nymphaeales, Nymphaeaceae. The record is from RefSeq and is a predicted model, not a curated record. Bases 131 to 1135 code for a protein of 334 amino acids. Gene Ontology annotation, biological process: malate metabolic process; oxaloacetate metabolic process; tricarboxylic acid cycle. The transcript is spliced from 7 exons. Gene Ontology annotation, molecular function: L-malate dehydrogenase (NAD+) activity.
AAGAAGUUCCCCACUCCUCCUCCUAUAAGAGGCGGAGACGAAGUCGUCGGCCCCCAGGCCCCAAGAAAACCCUUCACACCAUUUCUCAAUAUUCUCUCGAAGCUUCGGCCCUCUCUUCCGCCCGACGGCAAUGGCGAAAGAUCCUGUUCGCGUCCUUGUUACUGGCGCAGCCGGUCAAAUUGGUUAUGCUCUUGUUCCUAUGAUUGCUAGGGGUGUGAUGCUUGGGCUGGACCAACCGGUCAUUCUGCAUAUGCUUGAUAUUCCACCUGCUGCAGAGGCCCUGAAUGGGGUCAAGAUGGAGCUUGUUGAUGCAGCAUUUCCUCUUCUCAAAGGAGUUGUUGCUACCACAGACGUCGUUGAGGCUUGCACUGGUGUGAAUGUAGCAGUGAUGGUUGGUGGAUUUCCAAGAAAAGAGGGAAUGGAGAGGAAGGAUGUGAUGUCCAAAAACGUUUCUAUUUACAAGGCGCAGGCCUCUGCUUUAGAGCAGUAUGCUGCUCCAAACUGCAAGGUACUGGUUGUGGCCAAUCCAGCGAACACCAAUGCAUUGAUUCUGAAGGAAUUUGCUCCUUCCAUCCCUGAGAAGAACAUAACAUGCUUGACAAGGUUGGAUCAUAACCGAGCGCUCGGUCAGAUUUCUGAACGACUGAACGUGCAAGUCUCUAAUGUGAAGAAUGCCAUCAUCUGGGGCAAUCACUCAUCUACUCAGUAUCCUGACGUCAAUCAUGCAAGUGUUGUUACUCCGCAAGGGGAGAAGCCUGUUCGUCAACUUGUAGGUGACGAUGAUUGGUUGAAAGGAGAAUUUAUCACUACUGUGCAACAACGUGGUGCUGCCAUUAUCAAAGCUCGGAAGCUCUCCAGUGCAUUAUCUGCUGCAAGUUCUGCUUGCGACCACAUUCGUGAUUGGGUGCUUGGAACACCUCAGGGCACUUGGGUUUCCAUGGGAGUGUACUCUGAUGGUUCCUACGGCGUCCCAGCUGGACUCAUGUAUUCGUUCCCUGUCACUUGCCAGAACGGUGAAUGGAGCAUUGUCCAGGGCCUCCCUAUCGACGAAUUUUCUAGGAAGAAACUGGAUGCAACAGCAGAGGAGCUAACCGAGGAGAAAGCUUUGGCUUAUUCUUGCCUCUCGAACGCUUAACCGUGCUCUAGGCGGUGUGGGAGGCGUCCGCUUCACUUUUUUUCGUUCAGAAACCGUUUAUGGAGAUUUAGAAUAACGUAUCUUUUUUCAUUUGGGUAAAAAAGAAAAGUUGAUGACGAGCAAGCGCUCGCUUCUCUGUUGUGUUAAUUUUGACCGGACGUCCUUUCAAUUUUGAUGUACCCAUAUUUUUUCCGAUUUAAGGCCCCAUGGGCGGUAUCCGAGUAAAGGACAUUUCCGCCGUGAUUGGGCUGUAA